Messenger RNA from Bemisia tabaci, 1218 nucleotides. The record is from RefSeq and is a predicted model, not a curated record. Lineage: Eukaryota; Metazoa; Arthropoda; Insecta; Hemiptera; Aleyrodidae.
AUGGAGGGUGUGAACCCCAAAUCCUUAGCAGGCUCUCGCACCGCAGUUUACUCUAUGUAUGAUUUCAGUGAGAUGGAAUUGAGUAUUGCCUACACUCAAAUGGUGAAGGUGCUUCUUGGUUCAGCCAGGACUUUUACGGCCAACAGACUCUCGUUCGCAUUGGAUCUGCAUGGUCCAAGUUACACAUCCCAAGGAGGCGCUGGCGCAAUUUUUCAUUUAAUUGAAAAAGCGAGAUCUCAACUAGAAGAAAGAACCAUCGAUGCAGCUAUAGUUGUGAGUGGUAACUUCCUCUUAACUGCCAGGUCCCUUGCCAUCCUCGACGGAAUGGGCCUUGCUGCUAAGGACGGGAAGUGCCGCCCUUUCGAUAAGAAAGCUAACGGUUACGCUCUGAGUGAAAGUUGUGUCGCGUUUUUCCUUCAGCGCGAGUCAGACGCUCGGCGCAACUGGGCAACGGUCAUCGGAGCUGACCACAAGUUUUUCGGACAGAAGCAGGGUAGCAUUUUGGCCUUUGAUGGCCGGCCGGCCAAAGAGAUGUUGCGCCAACUCUACUCCAGGUGCCAAGUCGAUCCCGCUAGCGUUUGUUACAUUGAAGCAGACGGUUCUGGAGUUAAAGAUCGGGAUGUAGACGAAGUAGACCUUAUAUCCGACGUCUUUUGUCAGAGGAGAAAAGAACCCCUUCUGAUAGGGUCAAUCAAAUCAAAUAUGGGUCACGCUGAGUGUACAGCGUGCGCUGCUGGCGCUGUCAAAGCUAUUGUUGCCCUUAACAGUUCAAAGAUUCCGCCCACCAUACACGUAGAGUCACCAAUUCCUGAACUCACGACAAAAGGACUCAAGAUUGUGACGGAGACCACUCCAUUUAAAGGGAAUUUCGUUGGUGUUAACGCUAUAGGACUAGGUGGCCAUUUUGGACAUCUCCUUUUGAAAAUGAACCCCAAAAAAUCCUCGACGAUGGAGAUCAGUGAGACCUUCCCGCAAAUUUUACUACUAUCCUCGCGAACAGAGAAAGGGAUGGAACAAGUCAUGGACCAAGCAAAAAAGACAAAAAUCACUCCUGAAUUUGCCGGACUCGUCAAUGACAUCUUUGGCCAAGAGGUCCGGAAUCACAUGUACAGAGCUUAUGCUCUUGUGCCUCCAAAAACCACAGAUAUUAAAUUCAAAACUCAGGUUCGUUCUAGCCUACGUCUAGUAAUACUAAUAUCCUGGGCAUAUAGAUUAUAG